Molecule: messenger RNA, 713 nt
Organism: Marchantia polymorpha subsp. ruderalis
Lineage: Eukaryota; Viridiplantae; Streptophyta; Marchantiopsida; Marchantiales; Marchantiaceae
Source: the annotation of a GenBank genome assembly
GUAAUGUUGGGCUGCGCACAUAGCAGCGAAGAAGGAAUAGUCUGGAGCUUCUGCCGUGCCGCUUAAAAUUGCCGUUCUGAGAGUUCGUAAACAUGCAGAUCUUUGUAAAGACCCUAACGGGCAAGACUAUCACCCUUGAGGUGGAGUCUUCGGAUACCAUCGACAAUGUGAAGACCAAGAUCCAGGACAAGGAGGGGAUUCCUCCGGAUCAGCAGCGAUUGAUCUUCGCGGGCAAGCAGCUGGAAGAUGGUCGCACUCUUGCCGACUACAACAUUCAAAAGGAGUCUACCUUGCACCUUGUGCUCAGACUUCGUGGAGGAGCGAAGAAGCGCAAAAAAAAAACCUACACCAAGCCCAAGAAGAUCAAACACAAGAAGAAAAAAGUCAAGCUAGCCGUCCUCCAAUAUUACAAGGUUGAUGACAGCGGAAAGGUACAACGCUUGCGUAAGGAGUGCCCUACUCCUGAAUGCGGUGCCGGAACUUUCAUGGCAAACCACUUCGACCGCCACUACUGCGGGAAGUGUGGUUUGACCUACGUAUACCAGAAGGCUGGUGGAGAGUAGGUGUACCAUAAGUUUACAUCGGGGCCUUUGACCUCAUUUAAAUUUUGACUUUAGUAAAGUGACCUUCGGUUGAAGGAUUUGGGUCAAGAACUAGCAAGAUUUUGACGUUGUGCUUCUCGCUAUCGAUGGAAUUGAUUUGUUGCGUUGUAC